Messenger RNA from Labrus mixtus (cuckoo wrasse), 1192 nucleotides. RefSeq names its product phosphatidylinositol transfer protein beta isoform-like. Gene Ontology annotation, cellular component: cytoplasm. The coding region runs from base 142 to 954 and encodes 270 amino acids. The transcript is spliced from 12 exons. Gene Ontology annotation, biological process: phospholipid transport. Gene Ontology annotation, molecular function: phosphatidylinositol transfer activity; phosphatidylinositol binding; phosphatidylcholine binding. The record is from RefSeq and is a predicted model, not a curated record. NCBI's taxonomy places the organism in Eukaryota, Metazoa, Chordata, Actinopteri, Labriformes, Labridae.
GCCGCGCCCCUUCACACACACACGGCAUCUUCCAGGAAGAAACCCCGGAGUGAGAGUCGUCCAGCAGCGGUGAAUGAGCGGCAUCUGUCAGCUGUAAAGAGGAUCUUUAAGAAGUUUCUAGCUAACGGAGGAACAGUCAACAUGAUUAUUAAGGAGUUCCGGAUUGUCCUGCCCAUAUCAGUGGAGGAGUACCAAGUGGGUCAGCUGUAUGCAGUAGCAGAGGCCAGUAAGAACGAGACAGGUGGAGGUGAAGGUGUGGAGGUGAUGAAGAACGAGCCCUAUGAGAAUCCUGGAGAGAAAGGACAGUACACGCACAAAAUCUACCACCUGAAAAGUAAAAUUCCAGUUUUUCUCAGCAAGUUAGCUCCUACAGGUUCACUUCUUGUUCACGAGAAGGCCUGGAAUGCAUAUCCCUACUGUCGAACCAUCCUCACGAAUGACUACAUGGGAGAUCAUUUUGAGAUUAAGAUCGAGACGUGGCACAAGCCUGACAUGGGGGAUACGGAAAACGUACACGGACUGGACGAUGCCACAUGGAGCACAGUGUCAGUAGACCACAUUGACAUCGCUGACAGAAGUGUCCUAAGUCAAAAGGACUACAAAGAAGAACAGGAUCCAGCCAAAUUCAAGUCGGAGAAGACGAAGAGGGGGCCUCUGAAACAGAACUGGAAGAAAGAGCUGGCUAACGACCCCAGCUGUCCUCACAUGUGUGCCUACAAGCUGGUCACCAUUAAAUUCAACUGGAAGCUGAUCGGUAAAACUGUGGAGAACGCCAUCCAGAAGGCGGAGAAACGCUUGUUCACCAACUUCCACAGACAGCUGUUCUGCUGGAUCGACAGGUGGAUCGAUCUGUCCAUGGACGACAUCCGACGCAUGGAGGAGGAGACACAGAAGGAGCUGGAUGAGAUGAGGAAGACUGGGGAAAUUAGAGGCACGUGUCUUGACGAUAAAUGAUGGCAGCUGAACACAGAGGAUUUGACUUCAUCAGCAGGCUCAGACUCCUCUCCUCUCUCACUGGACCAACGACAGCUUUAUGGGCGUAAUCAGUAACCCCACACUUACAUUCUGAAGAAUCUGCUCUUAAUAAGAGCUCAUCGUUGUGUGUAUUCAUGUACUACAUUUAAAUACAACCACACCAGCUGUUAGUGUUUUUUAAGAGACAAGAGUGGAAGUUGGGGAUCAGUUUUGAAUU